UGAGGGGUUAUAUGAGAGGCUAAUUCAUGAGUCAGUCUUUAGUCUUUCACAUUCAUCCAUAACUGCAGUACUUCUGAUCUUUGUCUAUUUGCUGUUUUGAAGUUCGUCCUCAGUGCAGGUCAACAGACUCAGUUGAAGAACAAUGGCAGCCUUCCUACAUCACUGUCCCUUCCUUAAGACCGUUCCUAAGCCAGCUUUGAGGAGAACCGGAGCCACCCUGCUGUCUAUGGCAGAUCAAUGUCCAAUCAUCAUUCGACAGAUAAGUGUGAGCGGCCUAGGCUCUCUGGAGGACAAGCUGACUGUCUCACCCACAAAAACAAAGAGUCACCUUCUUCCCACUGUGGACCAAAGGCAGCAGUAUACCCAAACAGCCGCUCAAGUAGCUGUGUCUGUAUCAAAAGGCUGCCCUUUUGUCACCACUCAGAUUGGGAUUGUCAAAGCCAGCCCUGAAGUGCAGGAGGACCUCCAAGAAGGUUUGAUGAGCUCUCUCUUGAAGGGUUUAAAGGAUUCAAUUCUCCAAAAAUCAGCUCAAACUAACGCAGUCACCCACCUCCUUACAGACAGCAUGAUUGGCCCCAGCUACGACUAUGACAGCUUCUUCAUUGAGAAGAUUGCAGAGAAAAAGAAGGACCACACAUACAGAGUCUUUAAAACAGUCAACAGAAGUGCUGAGGUAUUCCCUUUAGCUGAUGAUUAUUCUAUCUCCGGGCGAGAGGGCUCCAAAGUGUCUGUCUGGUGCAGCAACGACUAUCUGGGAAUGAGUCGGCACCCUAAGGUUCUCGGCGCAAUCAGUGAUGCCCUGGAGAGACACGGUGCAGGAGCAGGGGGAACCAGGAACAUCUCAGGCACCAGUAAUUUCCACGUAUCUCUGGAGAAGGAGCUUGCUCAGCUGCACCAGAAAAAUGCAGCUCUGGUCUUCUCCUCCUGUUUUGUGGCAAAUGACUCCACCCUCUUCACUUUGGCAAAGAUCCUUCCAGGUUGCGAAAUCUACUCAGAUGCAGGGAAUCACGCAUCAAUGAUUCAGGGCAUCAGGAAUAGCGGAGCCAAGCGCUUCAUAUUCCGCCACAACGAUAGCCGACACCUGGAGGAGCUGCUGCAACGCUCAGACCCAAAGACUCCCAAAAUAGUGGCCUUUGAGACUGUGCACUCAAUGGACGGGGGCAUAUGUCCUCUAGAAGAGCUGUGCGAUGUGUCUCACAGAUACGGAGCCCUGACGUUUGUCGAUGAGGUUCAUGCUGUGGGUCUGUAUGGAGCACAUGGAGCUGGUGUGGGAGAGAGGGACAACGUGAUGCACAAGAUUGACAUUGUUUCUGGGACCUUAGGCAAAGCCUACGGCUGUGUUGGAGGCUACAUUGCCAGCAGCGCCGCCCUGGUUGACACUGUGCGCUCCCACGCAGCUGGCUUCAUCUUCACCACUGCCCUGCCCCCCAUGGUCCUGGCUGGAGCUCUGGAGUCCGUCCGGGUCCUGAAGAGUCCUGAGGGCCAGGGGCUUCGCAGAGCCCACCAGAGGAACGUCAAACACAUGAGACAGCUGCUGAUGGAUAAGGGCCUGCCUGUGGUCAACUGUCCCAGCCACAUCAUACCCAUUCAAGUGGGCAACGCUGAGCUGAACAGUAAGGUGUGUGACACACUUCUUGAGAGACACAACAUAUAUGUCCAGGCCAUCAACUACCCAACAGUUCCUCGUGGUGAAGAGCUGUUACGUCUGGCUCCAUCUCCUCAUCAUGACCCCGCCAUGAUGGACUAUUUUGUGGAGAAACUGGUGGAGGUGUGGCAGGACUCUGGGCUCAGGCUCAACAGCGUGGCCGCGGCAUCUUGCACCUUCUGUGACCGGCCGCUGCACUUUGACCUUAUGAGUGAGUGGGAAAAAUCCUACUUCGGCAACAUGGAACCACAAUACAUAACUCUGUCUGUAUAAUUAUUAACAGGAGUCAACAACAUAAAAAUAUUAUUGUAUACUUACAAUCAUACAGACAUAAUUCAGGUGCACCAGGGGGAGUACGAAAGUUAUUAUUUUGUAAUUAUUUUAACAUUUCUUAAUGUCAGUGGUAUGGACUAAUUCCAGUAUUAAUUUCUAUUUUCAUGUAACAAUACUAAGUUAAUGGAUAUGAUUUUUUUAAAGUGUGCCUUCUUAAUUUUAGGAGCAUAAAAACCUGCACAUUAGGCACUUUCUUAAAUAUCUUAUCUGGUUGUGAUGGAUUGAAUAAAACAAUACUAUUUAA
This is a messenger RNA of Labrus mixtus (cuckoo wrasse), 2222 nucleotides long. RefSeq names its product aminolevulinate, delta-, synthase 2 (gene alas2). Gene Ontology annotation, biological process: erythrocyte development; heme biosynthetic process; hemoglobin biosynthetic process. Gene Ontology annotation, cellular component: mitochondrion; mitochondrial matrix. Gene Ontology annotation, molecular function: pyridoxal phosphate binding; 5-aminolevulinate synthase activity. NCBI's taxonomy places the organism in Eukaryota, Metazoa, Chordata, Actinopteri, Labriformes, Labridae. The record is from RefSeq and is a predicted model, not a curated record. Bases 143 to 1918 code for a protein of 591 amino acids. The transcript is spliced from 10 exons.